GGGAGUCCCAUUGGCAUUCUUUAACAUCUCCUAGGCUCACUUGUGUUCAGAGAGUCAUCUGUAGAUCAGGAAGACAAAAAGACGCUCCUGAGCCUUUGCGUCACUCAACAGGGUUGUUGAAGGUCAGGUGUCAGCGGUGAAAUGGACUUCUUGUCAGCCUGGAUUGUGUCUCCUGCAGUCCUACCCUUUCUCUGUUUUAUCUUGGGCACACGGGCCCAGCAGGCCUUUAGGACUGAGCCCAGGAACCUAACUGUGCGGAUGGGAGCCACAGCUGUGUUGAGGUGUGAGGUGUUGCGAGCCUCGGGGACUGUGCAGUGGGCCAAAGAUGGCUUCCUCCUGGGACCUGAGAGAAGCCUGCCAGGCUUUCCACGCUACAGCAUGAUUGGAAACCCCGAGAGAGGCCAGUAUCAUCUUCAGAUUGAAGAUGCCCAACUGGAAGAUGACACCCAAUAUGAAUGUCAAGUGACCUCAUCUGAGUCCAGCAGUGGAAUCAUUUCCAGCCCGGCCUGGCUCAACGUACGAAUCCCUCCGUCCAAGCCGUACUUUGACAUGGACAUGUCAACACCUUGGGAAGCCGGGAAGAAGUACACCGUCACCUGCAUUGCCCCUGAUGCAAAGCCUUUGGCGGAAAUCACACUUUAUAAAGAUGGAGUUGAGCUGACAGGUGCAGAGUCUUUCUCCACGUCUGGCUCAAAGGAUAAGCUUCUGAACGCGCAUGCUGAAGUAACGGUCACUGCUCUGAGUUCUGACCAUGGGAGGCAGUUGGCCUGUCACGCCAUGAACCCCACCCUUCUCAAGCCCGUGGAGACUACAAUGACUAUGAAUGUGUACUUCGCACCUCAGCCUCCAGUUAUUCUGGGUCUGGAGAGGAACGAAGUCAAAGCAGAGAGAACGCUCGUGUUGGAGUGUGUGUCAUAUGGUGGAAACCCCCUUGCCACUCUCCACUGGACCAAGAACGGAGAAGUUCUGUCUAUGACUUGGGAGGAGGACGUUGUUGCUCAGAAGUCCAGCAGCAUCCUCAAACUGAAGAUCACCCCUGCUGACAACCAGGCAGAGCUGUGCUGUGAAAGCUCCAAUCUGGUGUCCCGAUCUCCUCUGUCUGUCAGCCGCAAAAUAACAGUUCUCUUUGAGCCUGCCGAGCUGACGCUGUCGGGUUCGUUAACAGCAAUUGAGGGGCAAGAGUUGAAUCUCAGCUGCUACGCCACCUCCAGCAAUCCCCCCGUCGACAUCCGCUGGUGGCUGGGCUACAAGGAGCUCAACAACACUUCUGUUGCUAUGGAGGAGGGAGACAACGGUGGGAUGACAACCAUGUCCAACAUGACCCACCGGGUCUCUCGGGAGGAGCAUGGGCUGAAGCUCACCUGUGAGGCUUUUAACAAGGGAACACAUUUCUCCAAAACCCAGAUCGAUGAACUCAGUGUCUACUAUCCCCCUCAAAAAGUCUGGAUCAAUGCUCCGCCUGAAGAUGUCCCCUUACGUUCUGGAAGCACGGUCCAUAUGGCCUGUUUCGCCACUGGGGGAAAUCCGAAAGCAACUUUGGCUUGGUUCAAGGAUGGAAAGGCAGUGACUGGUGCGCUGAAGCAGACCUCGUUUGAUAUGGGUGUAGCUCGAGAACUGGUCGUGGUCCUGACAGCAAGUGACAACAUGGCCAGCUACCGCUGUGACGCCACAAAUAAAGCAAAGAAAACCGUCUCUGCAUACACCAAGCUCAGGGUUCACUUUACACCAGUAAGUAUGAAGAUCACAGCCCAACAAGAGGUACUUCGUCAGGGUGAGGCGCUAACCCUGGAGUGCCAGGCUGGAAGCAGCAGUCCGAUGGCAAACAUCUCCUGGAUCUUGGGCCCAUUAAGGUUGCAGGGAGUCGAGGAGGAACCCAGGGAUGCUGAGUUUGGUGGCAUUUCAGUGCACAGUUCUCUGUCUCUGAAUCUGACUUCACAGCAUCACAACCAGAAGGUCAUCUGCCAGGCCUACAGCCAUGUUUUGGCAGAGGGGGCCAACACGUACUAUAAGCUCAAUGUGCUUUACCCACCAGAAUUCAGCCCAGACCAGCCAACAGAGGUGCAGGUGCUCGAGGAUGACAUGGCAGUCGUCCCACUGCUGGUCUCAGCUAACCCAGAGGAGGUCUCCUGCAUUUGGCUGCACCGCAGGGAGAAGCUGGUCAAAGAGGAAGAUUACCGCUAUCGCUGGUUAGAUGACCACUCACUGGAGAUCAGGAAUGUGUCAAGAAACAAUGCCGGAGUUUACACCGUCAAGUGUGAAAACGACGAAGGCGCAAACGAAAUCUCCAUCACGCUGGACGUUCAGUAUGCUCCAAGUGUCAAAGCAGAGAAAGAGCCGGUGUUCGUGAACCUGGGGGAAACAGCAGAUCUGAUAUGCGUGGCAGAUGCCAACCCGAUUAUAGCUGGCAUGUUCUCUUGGAAAUGGCUGGGAGAGGAGGAGGUGGAGAUGGGCGAGGAAACCCAGGAAGACGAAUCAGGCCUUCUGACCAUCUAUAAUGUGACUCGGGCUCACGCUGGUAGUUACGAGUGCCUAGCCAAUAAUGGCAUAGAACCCCCUGCCAGUGCACAUAUACGGUUGGUUGUGCAAUUUAAACCAGAGCUUCGUAAAGGUCCCCAAUGGAGGAAGGUAGCAAGCAGAGGGGAUGGCACUAGCACAGCUGAAAUUGUGUGCCAGGCAGAGGGCAUUCCUCGUGUCGACUUCUCUUGGGAAAAAAGUGGUGUACUCAUGGAUUUUGAAAAUCCCAGGUAUGAGGAGGUGAUAGUGAGGGAAGGCGCCUUUCACACCAGCACAGUUCGGGUGGUAAAUGUGAGCGCAGUUUUAGACUACGCUGUCUUUAGCUGCACUGCACGCAACUCACUUGGGGAAGACAAGCUAGACAUCCAGCUCAUCAGCACAAAUCACCCAGAUCCCCCUUCAUCGUUUCGCCAAGUCAGUGUUGGCCAUGACUCUGUCACUCUUGAAUGGAUCCCCGGCUUCAAUGGUGGUUUGCAGCAGAGAUUCCGCAUCAGGUACCGUUGGGAUCAGACUGUCAGUUUCCUGUAUGUGGAUGUCUUCCCUCCCAGUGAGACAACCUUUACUGUUACUGGUCUGCAGCCUGUCACCACUUACAACUUCUCUGUCAAUGCCCUUAAUGCAAUAGGAGAGAGCGACUAUGCUGACAACAAUGCAGUACUGACCAUCACCACUAAGGAGAGGCCAGAGUCAGAUGAGGACCCAUCAGAUAUAGACUCAGCCUCACCGGGUGGAAGUGGACUGCCAGUCUAUUUGACUGUGGUGUUGACAGCAGUAUUAGGAGGCCUGCUGGUGUUUAAUUUGAUUGGUUGCUUCUUUGGACUAAGGUGGAAAAAGAGGCAAGGUCAGACAGCAGCGGGCAGCAAGGACAGUGUGUUGGAUGGAAAGAAGAAAGAAGACGAGGGGUCAAGUCAAUCAACUGCGGGAAACUCCAACAAGUAUGAGAGCAGAGAGAUGAUCAACGCGGCAGCCCAGCGCACGCUGCUCGUUGACUCUGGAUCAGAAGCGGACAGCAACGUCUACGAGAGCUACGCGGAGGAAUGUUCCCAUUAUUAUUAUCCCACUGGUGUCUACACGCCACAUCUCGGCCCCCACCCUGAGGAAACACGUGGACUUGAUGUCAUCCGUCGCCCCAUCGACUCCCACGGCCAUUUGUAUGAAGAUGUGAGGGAUGUGGGUAUGUACCAGGACGCACCGGCUCCUUCUCUUCCUCCCACUUCAGUUGUGUUUGAACACAAACCGAGUCAACAAAGGAACGAAUGGAGAUUGCCAACCCGUCCUCAGGGUGCUGAGAGAACGAGGGAGUUCAUGGCUGUUCACCAACCGCAGAGAGAUUCUGAUCUUCCCUUUGAGCUACGAGGAGAGUUAGUCUAGUAGUCGAACAAAUUCUAUAUGGUACGGCUUGUGAGUCAACCGUAUCCAUU
Messenger RNA from Oreochromis niloticus (Nile tilapia), 3935 nucleotides. RefSeq names its product NPHS1 adhesion molecule, nephrin (gene nphs1). Gene Ontology annotation, molecular function: cell adhesion molecule binding. The transcript has 30 exons. Lineage: Eukaryota; Metazoa; Chordata; Actinopteri; Cichliformes; Cichlidae. Gene Ontology annotation, biological process: cell-cell adhesion. The record is from RefSeq and is a predicted model, not a curated record. Bases 142 to 3885 code for a protein of 1247 amino acids. Gene Ontology annotation, cellular component: plasma membrane; cell-cell junction.